UCGGGGGCGGUGGCGGCGAUGGGGGCUCUCCCGGCGUUGCUGGGGGCCGCCUUGCUGUGGGCCGGCGCCGGGGCUCUCGUCAACCUCAAGUACUCGGUGGAGGAGGAGCAGCGGGCCGGCACGGUGAUCGCCAACGUCGCCAAGGACGCCCGGGACGCCGGUUUCGUGCUGGACCCCCGGCAGCCCGCUGCCUUCCGGGUGGUCUCCAACUCGGCCCCCCACUUGGUGGACAUCAGCCCCGGGUCGGGGCUGCUGGUGACCAAGCAGAAGAUCGACCGGGACCUGCUGUGCCGGCAGAGCCCCAAGUGCAUCAUCUCACUGGAGGUGAUGUCCAGCUCCAUGGAGAUCUGCGUGAUCAAGCUGGAGAUCAAGGACCUCAACGACAACGCGCCCAGCUUCCCCACUGACCAGAUCGAGCUGGAAAUCUCGGAGACGGCCAGUCCCGGCACCCGGGUGCCACUGGAGAGUGCCUACGACCCGGACUCGGGCAGUUUUGGUGUGCAGAGCUAUGAGAUCACCCCCAAUGACCUCUUCGGGCUGGAGACCAAGACGCGGGGCGAUGGGUCCCGCUUUGCCGAGCUGGUGGUGGAGAAGAGCCUGGACCGCGAGACCCAGUCCCACUACAGCUACGUGAUCACGGCACUGGAUGGUGGUGACCCGCCCAACUUCGGCACGGUGGAGCUGAGCAUCCGCGUCAUCGACUCCAAUGACAACAACCCACUCUUUGAGGAGCCGGCCUACACCGUCAGCGUGCCUGAAAAUGCUCCGCCAGGUACACCGGUCAUCCGCCUCAACGCCUCUGACCCGGACGAGGGCACCAAUGGCCAGGUCCUCUAUUCCUUCCACAGCUACGUCUCCGAGCGGGCCCGGGAGCUCUUCCAGAUUGACCCCCAGAGCGGCCUCAUCACAGUGAGCGGUGCCAUCGACUACGAGGAGGGUCACGUCUAUGAGCUGGACGUGCAGGCCAAGGACUUGGGGCCUAACUCCAUCCCUGCCCAUUGCAAAGUGACUAUCAGCGUCCAGGAUGCCAACGACAACCCGCCCCUCAUCAACCUGCUCUCUGUCAACAGUGAGCUGGUGGAGGUGAGCGAGAACGCCCCGCCAGGGUACGUCAUCGCCCUUGUGCGGGUCUCGGAUCGUGACUCUGGGGCUAACGGGCGGGUGCAGUGCAAGCUCCUGGGCAAUGUGCCUUUUCGGCUCCAGGAGUAUGAGAGCUUCUCCACCAUCCUGGUGGACGGGCGGCUGGACCGGGAACAGAGGGACCAGUACAACCUCACCAUCCAGGCCAAGGACAAUGGCGUCCCCUCCCUGCAGGCCACCAAGUCCUUCACUGUCAAGAUCACGGAUGAGAAUGACAACCAUCCCCACUUCUCCAAGCCCUAUUACCAGGUCAUUGUGCAGGAGAACAACACCCCGGGGGCCUACCUCCUCUCAGUCUCAGCCAGGGACCCUGACCUGGGCCUCAAUGGCAGUGUCUCCUACCAGAUUGUGCCCUCCCAAGUUAGGGACAUGCCUGUCUUCACCUAUGUCUCCAUCAACCCCAACUCCGGAGAUAUCUAUGCUCUGAGGUCCUUCAAUCAUGAACAGACGAAGGCCUUUGAGUUCAAGGUCUUGGCAAAAGACGGGGGUAAUCCCUCUCUGCAGAGCAAUGCCACCGUCAGGGUGAUUGUCCUGGAUGUCAAUGACAACACCCCUGUGAUCACGGCCCCGCCGCUGGUCAACGGGACCGCGGAGGUGUACAUCCCCAGGAACGCGGGGGUCGGCUACUUGGUGACAGUGGUCAAGGCAGACGACUACGAUGAGGGUGAAAAUGGCAGACUUUCCUACGAAAUGGUGGAAGGAGACAGAGGAUUUUUUGAGAUAGACCAGGUCAAUGGAGAGAUAAGGACCACCAGAGCCUUUGGGGAGAAUGCAAAGACAGCCUACGAGCUGAUCGUGGUGGCUCACGACCAUGGGAAAACAUCUCUCUCGGCUUCUGCCUUGAUUUUGAUAUACCUGUCUCCAGCCCUGGAUGCCCAGGAGUCCAUAGGAUCUGUUAACCUCUCCCUGAUUUUCAUUAUUGCUCUGGGGUCUAUCGCAGCCAUUCUUUUUGUCACCAUGAUCUUCGUGGCAGUCAAGUGCAAAAGGGAUAACAAGGAAAUCAGGACCUACAACUGCAGAAUUGCAGAAUACUCCUACGGGCAUCAAAAGAAAUCAAGCAAGAAGAAGAAAAUCAGCAAGAAUGAUAUCCGCCUGGUACCGCGGGAUGUGGAAGAAACGGAUAAAAUGAACGUUGUGAGCUGCUCCUCUCUCACUUCAUCCCUCAACUACUUCGACUACCACCAGCAGACCCUGCCGCUGGGCUGCCGCCGCUCCGAGAGCACCUUCCUCAACGUGGAGAGCCAGAACAACAGGAACACCGGCUCCAACCACAUUUACCAUCACACCUUCACGGGGCAGAGCCCCCAGCAGCCCGACCUCAUCAUCAACGGGAUGCCGCUGCCAGAGACUGAAAACUACUCCUUUGAUUCCAACUACGUGAACAGCAGAGCUCAUUUAAUAAAAAGCAGCUCCACGUUCAAGGACUUGGAGGGGAACAGUCUAAAGGACAGCGGCCACGAGGAGAGCGACCAGACGGACAGCGAGCACGACGUGCAGCGGGGCCUCUACUGCGACACGGCCGUCAAUGACGUGCUGAACACCAGCGUCCCCUCCAUGGGGUCCCAAGGCCCUGAGCAAGAUCAGAGCGAAGGAUUUCAUUGCAGGGAGGAGUGCCGCAUCCUGGGCCACUCGGACAGGUGCUGGAUGCCCCGCGGCGCCGUCCCCAGCCGCGCCAAGUCCCCCGAGCACGGGAGGAAUGUCAUCGCCCUCUCCAUCGAGGCGACAGCGGUGGACACGGAGCCUUACGCAGACUGCAGCACAAAAAGGACCUUCGCCACCUUCGGCAAGGAGGGCGGCGAGCCCCUCGCCGACGAGCGGCUCGCCAACCCCAAAGGCAAAAGAACGGUGGACCCGGCCGCCUGCAGCCCCAAGGUGAGCGGCGCCGUCCGCGAGGCGGGCAACGGCUGCGAGGCCGUCAGCCCCGUCACCUCGCCCCUCCACCUGAAGAGCCCUUUGUCCGGCAAGCCGGCGGCACCGUACGGUGCCGGGCACUGCGCCGGCAACCGGGAACGGGAGCCCUUUGGGAACAGUGGCCUUUCCCGGCCGACGGAGGCAGAGCCCCGGGGGGCGGACAGCGAGAGCGGCGGGCAGGAGGGCAACCCGCUCCUGCAGGAACGCCGGGAAAAGGACUCGCCCGGCGCCCGGAGACUAAAAGACAUCGUCCUCUGAGCAGCACCUGGCGAGAGGAGGAGGAGGAGGAGGAUGAGGGACCGCACGACUCCCAGCGCAGAUUGUUUUUAUCGCUUACCAAUGGUUCACAGAUUGCUGUAUUUAAAAGCUUUCCCUAAAUGUAUUGUUUAUAAAUGAAGCUAUUGUUAAUGUGACAAUCCCACUUGUCUCAACAGGCAGCAGGGGUGUGCAGCCGGAGCGAAGUAGCGGGUGUUUUGCUUUUGCCAGGAGGCGGUGGGUGGCGGGGGGCAGAGGCGAGACCCCCCUGGUCCUCAGGAGCGCUCGGUAUCCCCUCCUCGGAGUUUAUAUAUUUUUAUAGCUCAAAAUGAAGAUAAAUUUCCAUUCCUGGAGAGAAUCGAACGGCAAAUUCCUUAUUCGGACAUCUUCAGUAAUCACCCCGGUGAUUUUGUAGUCUAGACAAAAUAGCGGCCAUUUCUUGUGUGCGACUGUUCAAAACGACAGUCGGGUGAGUUUUAGUAUUCGCCCAAUGCAAGGUUGGUUGUACUUGAAGAUGUUGCUGUUUUGCUAUGGAUACCCCUGCAUUUAUGAAUCCUUUUGCUGUCACAUGCUUAUCUGUACCAUUAUUGUAUUUGAUAUUGCAAAUUACUGUAUGUCUAGUGAUGGCAAAAGGCUUUCAAGAUUUUAAAAAAAAAAAAAAAAAAUCACAAUCAUCUUACUUAAACUUUGGGGAACCUGCAGUUUUCAGACCCGGUGGAGCAAGCGCUUCUUCCAGCCCCCACCAUCGCCUGCAGCCUCCCCUGGCUCUUGCAGGGCAGUGACAGGGCAUUACAGGAAGACAUUUUGGGGAAAAUUCUGCCUGGAUUGCAAUUGUCAGAUGCACUGUGCCGAACUUUUUCCCUUAUUCUUUUCUUUUGCAUAAUUUCAAGGCAAUGCAUGGAAAGUUUUUCCAGAAGUUGGUUGGUUGUUUUUUUUUUCCAGUUCCCAGAUUUAGAUAUCCCCCAUCUCUAGUCAUUUCCAAGUCAAAGUGAUGGAGUUAUUUAAGAGAUCUAAAUUACCUUCUCAAUUAGACACACACUUCCAAGUCAGCAUUUCCCAACCAUGAUUAUGCCAAGUAUGUGUGUGCUUGUAUGUCAUCAUGGCAUGGAUUUUAGACUGUUCUGAUUUCUCUCUAUCCCUGCAUCAUAAGUAAGUAUGGAAUGAGCAAUAGUGAUGUUAAUUUAGGGGCAGACAGGUGAUAUGUAACAACGCUACUAAUUCAAUUAAUGUGCCUUCUUAAUGGAGAAAAAAAGAAAGAAAUUCAUUAUUUUUUCUCAUAAUUAAGGACUUUUUUGUGUGGGUACAAAUUUACUCAUAUAAAAUUGAUUUUAAAAUUGAGCUACUUUAAUAGCCAUUUUGUAGAAGGGAGAGAGGGAAGGGGUUUCACAGCUCUCUGCUCUCUUGCAGUGAUAAUUCCUCAGUGAGGUAUGAGUAAGGUAGGAGGAUUUCAGUUAGCAUAGUAGUAGUAUUAUUAUUAUUAACCCUUCACCAGAUUUUUCCUACCCUAAAUAAUGUUUCCUAGAAUUUAAAAUUGAUUAUGGAAGGGAAAAUAUAUAGCUCUUGCCAAUGUUUGCUGUACCAGCAAGUUGAAAUUAGUGGUUUCUAGAGAAAUAGUCUUUCUAGGUCUACAUAUCAUGAUAAAAUAUUUGUUACUUUGAUUUAUUUAAAUUAAAAAUGUCAACAAGAAAACAAGCUCCAGUCAUUAUUAUCCUCAAAAUAAAAUUAAGCUCCAGCCAGGCUUCGGGGCAAAUUGAUCCUGCCCAAAGCUGUAGCCGGUCCAAGACAGGUCCACAGUCAGUCUGUUCCCCCUGUCACUUGCUAGGGCCAGGAAUUGGGAAAGAACUGACAAAAAACGGUUGUCUAAUGAAAUUUGUGACACUUCCCUUGCUGGUGUUGAUGACUACCUCAUUCAGCUCCCAUCCCAUGCGUUAACGUGCUGUCCUGCAUCCCUCUGGAAAGCGACCUGGGGAUUUUCCCCUCUGUUCUGGAGUUUGAGCCCGUUUUUCAGGGAUAUGUUAUUUCUGUUCCUGCAGUGUUUCCUGCCUGUGUACUGUUACUGCUGUCAUUUAUUUCUGUUUUUGUUUUGUUUUUUUUUUUUCCCAAAUGCGUGUUUUAUUAUAACACAAGCAAAGAAGAAAGGGGCUGGCUUGGGGCUGCUGGAGUAACUGGAUUUUCUGUAACUGUUAGGCUGGUUUCUUUCUGACGUUACCUGUUUUUGUCAGCUCUGGGUGUUUUUUUGUGGGGGAAGCUUCUCAUAUGUGUUUGCUGAGUGACAAGAGCCUGCGAUGCGCCGUCUGUCAGAUCCUCUUGGCUUUACAGGGACACAGCCCUACGUCACCCCAUUGUCCAACCCCCACCUCCAGCAGGAUGGGAUACGGCUCCCCCAAUUGCCCACCGCAGGGAUGGGGAGCACGGGUUCCCCCGGUCCCUGGGUGACCCAUCAUCAUCCCCAGCUGCCCGAAAAGCGCCAGCCGUUAAUUUCUGCUGAGCGUUGCCCUCUGCCUGAGGAGCUGCCACCACCAGCCCAGCGUUUUGGAUGAAAAAUAGAUGCUAACUGAAAAGGAAGAAAGAAAAAAAAAAAAGAAACAUUUCUCUAAUUUACCCAGAGGAAACAUUCCUUGCCACUCUGAAUAAAAGCACAGCCGAGGAGGAAUGUGAAAUAAUUCUGUAUUAAAAGGGGGCAUUAAAGAGGUCACUAAACCCUUAUGCCUCCAAGAAAAUCGUUUAAACACCAGUUUUCUGGGCUGACCCGGGCUGCAGCCAGGGAUGCUGAGUGAGGGGCCCUUCCCUGGCACGUCCUCGCUCUGCGGGGCCGAGGGGAGAGCCAGAGAGUGGCCCUGGCUCCGCCGCCUCAUCCCUCUCCUGAAUAUUUCGCUACUCCUGUCACUGUCCCUCUGUGUCACUUGAGAUGAGUUCAGGGCUCCUGGGCAAAUCGCAGUCUCUCUUGGUUUUUGUCCUAUUGCAUUGAAACUGGCCAUGCAAAAACGUUCAAGGCUGCAGGGAGAGCGGGUGGGUGUUGGGGGGGUUCCAGAUGUAAUUGUUGUGCUUUUUAAUAACUUAAACCUGUCCUCAGAUUUGGUUUAGGAAAAAUAGCUGGGUUCUGUUCAUUUCCUUCAGGCAAACUUGCUCUGCUCCCGUUUAUCCCGUUUAUCCAGGAGAGCAGCAACCACCUAUGAUUCUCCUACAAGCAUGAGGAGGACCCCACCUGGAAAAGUCCCGAGUCUGAGGGGUAGGGGGUGAACCCACCUUGUGCUGGCCCAGGGACCCUUCCCUGUGCCCUGGGGAGCCCCUGGUCUUUCCCACCCUUGAGGCUGCAGGGCUGCACCGGGAGGGAUGACAGAGGGCUGGGGGGGACGACUGACAGCUGGAGAAAUACCCCCCGAGCACUGUCCUGCUGAGGUUGUUGCCGUUCCCUGUUCGUUGUGAAGCUGGAGGUGGCCUGUGGAUCACACGUUGUGCAGAAGUGAAUUCCUUUUUUUUUUUUUUUUUCCAAAUAGGAAACAAGUUGCUUUUGUAAAGAACACACUGUCUGAUGAAUAUGUUGAAACUAUUCUUGGGGGGGGGGGAAAAUCUAAUUAUGAAUGGAAACACAUUUGUCUGUCAUUGGGGAAAAUUGAUGAUCUUGUUGCUACAGCUGCUUUCGCAGCUAUGGGUAAUCUCUGAUCCAACCUGUGAGUUGCGGUCCCCGUCGGGGAGGAGCCCAGCCAACCCCACUGCGAGCACUGCUGAGACGGAUCCUUUAUCGGCAUCAGCUGAUGUUCAGCUGACCUAAGCUGGGAUAUAAUCUUCAAACACACCUAACGCAAACUGGUUUUCAGCAGCACGCGCCUCCUCGUAGCCUUGCAGGGCAGCAGGUACGAGCCGUGGGCCUCGCACCGGAACACCGGCACCUUCCCGUUGCGGGCAGAGCUGGUGGCGUUACCGUUGCUGCUCAGCGGCAGCGGGCAGGGCUGCCACGGGACUGAGCGCGGGAUGGCUCGUCACGGUGUCUCCGUUGCCGAGUAUAUGAAGAAUAAAUUGUUGUAUAUGCUGAUAUGUAUGUUAUGUACAUUUUCACAGUGAUUGAAUCAUUGUAAACAACAAAACAGAAAAAGGAAAAAAAAAAAAAGAAUCACCAUUUUGUCUAUUUUA
This is a messenger RNA of Athene cunicularia (burrowing owl), 7437 nucleotides long. It is a transcript of the gene PCDH19, whose product is annotated as protocadherin 19. The record is from RefSeq and is a predicted model, not a curated record. Gene Ontology annotation, cellular component: plasma membrane. The transcript is spliced from 5 exons. Gene Ontology annotation, biological process: homophilic cell-cell adhesion. Gene Ontology annotation, molecular function: calcium ion binding. Bases 19 to 3309 code for a protein of 1096 amino acids. NCBI's taxonomy places the organism in Eukaryota, Metazoa, Chordata, Aves, Strigiformes, Strigidae.